This is a messenger RNA of Oikopleura dioica, 1233 nucleotides long. NCBI's taxonomy places the organism in Eukaryota, Metazoa, Chordata, Appendicularia, Copelata, Oikopleuridae. The record is from the annotation of a GenBank genome assembly.
AUGGACGAAAUCGACAAGCUAGAACAGCGCAUCGCCGACUUAGAGAAAAACCAGUUACGAUUAGACGGACUGGAGAGAGGUCGGCUAAUUCAGGACGAGGAAGUAUACAACCUCACACAAAGGAUGAAUAGAUUAGAAGAAACCCUUUUCGGGAAAACUAACACUCUCCAAAACAAGGCUCACAAUCAAUCAAAACAGAACAUUUCACAGCAAAACGUUCAAAUCAUCGCUCAGCCCGCUGUUCGUCCUCGUCGAACUUCUCAAAAAGUCAAACUGAUCGUCGCAGGGGGUCUUUUCCAGAAUGGAUACAAAGAUGGAAAACCUCAAUGGGAUUGGCGCGAUGAUUCCCUAACUCUAAAUUACUCCGGCAACAAAAUAACAAUGGAAAGCCAAAAGCUAAUGUCGAGUAGACACAGCCAAAUGUGCGGCGUUCUAUACGAAGAUCACUUUCACAUCAUCGGCGGAAACACUGAGAAGGGACCUACGGGCGAUCACUUGCGCUACCACCAUGGCGGCUGGAUUCGCGAUGUCGGGCUGUCACGAGCGCGGUACGGUGCAUUCUGUGGCGUUUUCCGCGGACGCAUUUGGACAUGUACCGGAAGUUCGCUCGACAACAAUGGCGAGAAGGUACUUUACAAAAGCUGUGACUCCUGGGCACAAGGCGACACACACUGGGUUGCAGGGACCGCACUCUACGCAGCGUCCGCUGUCACUCCGACUGGACUCUUUCUCAUCGGCGGAAAUGUUGAAUCUCUCGACGACCCGGACACGGUCCACUUCAUGCAUAUAACCAAGCAGCCCGCGGACUUUUGGCAUCGCGGACCUGAGCCGGAGAUAAAUCGUGGAAUCGCAAGCGCCACCGCUGUCGUACUUGACAUUGACAUCUAUCUUGUUGGCGGCUAUGAUCAAGUUACAAAAGAGAUAAAAAGAGAAAUCAUGAUGCUUGAGCACAAUCACGUACCCAUUAAAUCGAAAUGGAAAGUUGUUGGCCACCUUAAUUACCCAAGACAUGGCUUGAAUGCUCUCCCUGUCGCUCGUACGAAGUUCGCAGUUAUCGGAGGGCACAGUAAUUCCACAGAGCUGCCGUUUAUCAGCGUCUUUGAUGCAAGCAAUCCUAGUUCGAUUUCCAACUCAAAUACAUCAAUACGAGUUCGAUCAAGUGCUGCAGCAGCGUGUCCUACACGAUUUUUUGCAGCAGCAGCGAGGAUACCAUCCCAUAAAAGCGCUCCAUAA